Messenger RNA from Trypanosoma rangeli, 792 nucleotides. RefSeq names its product pre-mRNA-splicing factor ISY1. The record is from RefSeq and is a predicted model, not a curated record. NCBI's taxonomy places the organism in Eukaryota, Euglenozoa, Kinetoplastea, Trypanosomatida, Trypanosomatidae. Gene Ontology annotation, biological process: generation of catalytic spliceosome for second transesterification step; mRNA 3'-splice site recognition. Bases 1 to 792 code for a protein of 263 amino acids. The transcript has a single exon. Gene Ontology annotation, cellular component: post-mRNA release spliceosomal complex; catalytic step 2 spliceosome; Prp19 complex.
AUGCAGGAUUAUUUGAGGGAGAUUGAAGGUACAUUGGCCAGGAAAAAAGAAAGAAAAAGUACCUUGUUGUACCAAUUAUCCAAACAUAAUGCUGAACAAGAACGUCUUUUGCGGCUGGGGGUGCGUAGCCUCCCAACGAAUCCUCAUGACGUUAGCGAUGUCAAAGUUGUUAAGUAUGUUCUUUUUAAAUUGAAUCGGGAUCUUGCGGAUAAAAUUGCUAGAUUGCGUGAUCCACAACUGCUUAGUAUCGAAACUCAUGGAGAAGUUGUUGUCCGAUCUAAAAAUGACGAAGUUAACCACCUUAUUGCCAGAAAAAAUCCUUGGGAAAGACGAUUGGCAGCACUUACGGGGAAAGGCCAUAAAAUGACAUCAUCUAGAAAACUAUACUUCGGUUGUGCAAAGGAGCUUCCAGAGGCUCAAGUUGACAUGGAUAAGGGUGUGAACGGAUAUACCGUCGAUGCAUUGGAUGAACCAGAGUCAGAGUCAGAGUCAGAGUCCUCAGAUUCACAGUCUUCUCAAGGUUUGUCAUCUUAUUCCAGCAAUGCCUACUUGAAACAGCUUGCAUCAUGUGAAUCCGAGAUUUUUUUGUCUGAGGUUGAAAAAAAGGCAGAACUUAGGUUAAGACUUGAUUAUGAAGAAAAUAAUGGGGGAAUGUGUCUGAAAAGGGGGCGUGAGGGCAACUCUGUGUAUUUUGUAGAUGUAGAUCUCCCUUCUGAAGACGAGUUUCGACGUGGGCUUCUGGAUGCAAAAAGAGAAAUGCUACAAAAGCGGCUACAAGCUCUAAAAAAAUAA